AUGACACGGAACCACACAAAAGUUGAAGAAUUCAUUCUUCUGGGGCUGACAAGCAAACCGGAAUUGCAGAUUGUUUUAUUUGUGAUCAUUAUUUUCAUUUAUAUGAUAUCCCUUCUGGGUAAUGUCCUUAUUAUUGUUGUCAGCUGGAUAAGCCCCCGUCUCCAUACACCAAUGUAUUUCUUCCUGAGUAACUUAUCAUUUUUGGACCUUUCGUUCACCACCAGCGUAGUUCCCAAAAUGCUUAUAAACAUUUUAUCACCUAAGAAUGUUAUAUCAUUUGAUGCUUGUUUCACCCAAAUGGUUGUACACAUGUGGUUUGGAGGUUCCGAGUGCUGCCUUCUCCUAGCAAUGGCUUAUGAUCGCUAUGUGGCUAUAUGUAGACCAUUACACUAUACCGCCAUUAUGCAUCCAUGUUUAUGUAUUAAAAUGGCAAGUGGCUGUUGGAUCACAGGCUUUCUAAACGCAUUAAUACACAUGUUCUUUGCAUUAAGAUUGUCAUUUUGUGGCCCAAAUGCCAUUAACCAUUUCUUCUGUGAGAUACCAUCUGUCCUAGAGCUAUCCUGCACAGAUGCUUCUAUUAACAGGACCGUUAUUUUCUUCUGUGCUAUGACAUUGGUAAUGGGCCCAUUUUUCCUCAUUCUUAUAACAUACGGCUACAUUAUUUCCAAUAUUCUUAAAAUCGCGACAUCCACGGGCCGAAAGAAGGCUUUCUCCACUUGUGCUUCACACAUGAUGGUAGUCACUAUAUUCUAUGGUACAAUCAUUUUUAUGUACAUGAGACCUGGAGACACUCAUGUAGCCCACCAGGACAAAAUGGCCACCUUGUUCUAUAGUGUUGUGACUCCAAUGUUGAACCCUCUCAUCUACACCUUAAGAAACAAGGACGUUAAAGGGGUUUUGCUGGGGAUCGUGAGAAAAAAGCAUGUGCCGGAAAAGGAACUAUAAGCAUAUUAACACAUGGUACAUCUCUGCAAUACAUUUAUGCAGUAGACAUAACACAUGCAUACUUGCCCAUGUUUUAUCCCUUUAGAGACCCUGCCAGCAUAGAAAAAUACCUAAUGAUUUGCCAGGGCUGCACUUGACUCCUAAUUUCCUAUUGUGUGCUCACAACACACAGUUUUUUUUGUGGGCCAAGUAGAGUUAGCCAUGACCAUUAUCUUUUGCUGAACUACUCAAGCCACACCACUGUCUUUAUCUAGGAUAGGUGCUCAUGGAGUUGUAGGAGCUAGAUAAGAACUGGGCUAAAUAUACUCUUUGAGAUUACACAAGUAGAGAAUAUUAUUUUUGACAAGGACAACAUUUAGUAUUUAUUACAUCUAUGGCCCAAAAGAAGGCUUUUUUCACUUGUGCAUCACACAUUAUUGCAGUCACUUUAUUCUAUGGCACAAUCAUUUUUAUGCACAGGAGACACUCAUGUGACCAACCAGGCCACCUUCUUCUACAGACUGAAAUACAAGAAUGUCAAAGGGAUGUUACUGGGAAUUGCAAGAAAAAAAUCCUGAGUGAAAAUAGAAACAAAGUACUGUAUUUUUUGGCGUAUAACACUCACUUUUUCACCCUGCUAAU
Rana temporaria (common frog) is the source of this 1566-nucleotide messenger RNA. RefSeq names its product olfactory receptor 2G3-like. Gene Ontology annotation, molecular function: olfactory receptor activity; G protein-coupled receptor activity. The record is from RefSeq and is a predicted model, not a curated record. Lineage: Eukaryota; Metazoa; Chordata; Amphibia; Anura; Ranidae. The transcript has a single exon. Gene Ontology annotation, biological process: G protein-coupled receptor signaling pathway. Gene Ontology annotation, cellular component: membrane. The coding region runs from base 1 to 945 and encodes 314 amino acids.